GUUGUAUCAACAUGUUUGAAGCAUAAUCAGUGGUAAUAGAAUGAACUGUACAUAUGAAACGCGGUCAUAAACAUAAAAUUGUAUGGCUUAGAUAACUAAACAACAUUCACAUGUCCGUGCGGUCUUAAGGUACUGCCCUUUGACACCUGUUCCGGUAAAUUCACCUAACUUGCCCAGACAUGUAAAAAUCGUCCUGUAUGCAGACUGGACGUUUGGUGGAAUAUCUAGGUUUUGUAUAUAGGAUUUGCAGCGUAAUAAUGUGCCAAUAUGAUAUCAAAAGCCUCCCUGAUAUUGUUUGUCCCGGCUUUUGUCAUCGGUGCUGAGUCGACAAGUCAAGACAAGCGUCCCGAAAAAUGGCGUCACAUCGAUCCGCUAUCUGGCACCAUUCUGUUCUGUGACUGGUGCGAGCCAGGUUUUUAUAUGAACAGGGUAUGCACGGAACGGACUGCUACUGAGUGUCUACCCUGUCCAUGGGACGAGUACACGGAACACUAUAACCGAGAAUAUGAGUGUCGGCGUUGUUCGGACUGCCGCCGCGAACAUGAACAUGUUAAGAUAGAAUGUUCGGCUACAAACAACAGGAUAUGCCAAUGUGACGAUGGUUACUACAGACUGUUUGAGUUCUGCCUUCUUCACAAAAAGUGUCCAAUCGGGCACGGCGUAACAAAGCAAGGCACACCGGAGAAGGACACGAAAUGCAGCCGGUGUAAGACGGGUACGUUUUCCAGCACGAUAUCUGCCACGGAGCCGUGCAGAAGUCACACCAACUGUAGUGUGUGGGACGAGUGUGUGGUGCGCAGGGGAAACCGUAGGAUGGACAACUUGUGCGGCACGUGUGUAACAAAUGGAACAGUUGCCAACGCAAGGGGCACCAAUACACCGGAAACUGUUGACAAUGCGACAAUCGCUACAGGUAAGCGAACAUGACUCAUUGUUGUAUUUCAUGCAAAUAAUUAUAUUCAAAACAUUUGAUGUUACAAGACUA
Branchiostoma floridae (Florida lancelet) is the source of this 985-nucleotide messenger RNA. Its product is annotated as tumor necrosis factor receptor superfamily member 11B-like. NCBI's taxonomy places the organism in Eukaryota, Metazoa, Chordata, Leptocardii, Amphioxiformes, Branchiostomatidae. The transcript is spliced from 4 exons. The record is from RefSeq and is a predicted model, not a curated record. The coding region runs from base 268 to 927 and encodes 219 amino acids. Gene Ontology annotation, molecular function: protein binding.